Molecule: messenger RNA, 414 nt
Organism: Mytilinidion resinicola
Lineage: Eukaryota; Fungi; Ascomycota; Dothideomycetes; Mytilinidiales; Mytilinidiaceae
Exons: 1
Source: RefSeq, a predicted model, not a curated record
AUGAUCAGGAUCCUGAGGCUGCUACCGGGUGAAUGGUCGGACCCACUUCGGUGUGAACUCCACUCCAGUUACAUCUGCAAAGACAAUCAACCAUACAUGAUUCACUACCCAAACCCAUUGGGCGAGCAUCCGACGUACGAAGCACUUUCUUAUACAUGGGGCGAUAUGUCCACGACUACGACAAUGGAUCUUUGUGGGCAUCCUUUCAGCAUAAGCAACAAUCUCGAAUCCGCUCUUCGACACCUGCGACAGGAUAGUGAAUGGAGAGAUCUUUGGGUUGAUGCGAUCUGCAUCGACCAAAGCAAUAUGCCAGAACGCAGUGCACAAGUCCUCAAGAUGGCAGAGAUCUACCGGCACGCUUCCAAAGUGAUAGUGUGGUUAGGUGAAGAAAGUAGCGAUAGCAACCUUGCCAUG